GCUGCCUCGUGCCCCGCGCCCCGGCCCGGCUCGGAUAUCGGGAGCUGUAAUCGGAGGCCUCCGGUGCUCUUCCCUGAUGCCCCCCUCGAUGCCCCCCUCGAUGCCCCCUGGGGCGCUUCAUUCUCAACCCUCCCCCAGCGCCCCGGGGGGGCCACACCGGCUUGCCCCGCCCCAGGCCUUUUCUCCUGAUGCGGGCCUACGUUAACCACCCCACCUCCAGCGGUGGCCUCGCCCUGGCGAGGGAGCACCGGACCUAGGGGAUCUGGUUUCCACCCCCCGCCUGUCCCCGCUCCAUCUCCCCAUCCCCUGGGCUCAGCGGUGAGCAGUGGGACUGGGCGGCAGGCACCAUGUUCUUCCUCUUCCGUGGGCCGCAGCGGCGGGGUACUGGCAGCCCUGUGCCCCCGGCAUGCCGGGGCACCUCCCGUCCCCGUGGCCGCGGUAAAUGGGGCGGCCGCCGCCUGUGCCUGACUCUGCGACGUCGGAGACAGGGGGGCUCCAGCACCCGUGGCACCUCGGGGAGCCGAGGGCGGCCAAACCAUGGUGGUGUGUUCCCCAUGCAGCAUCAAUGGGGUGCAGAGGAGACGGGACUCCAGCUGCCCCCCACUUUUGGGCAGGACGGGAAGCCACAUUCUGGCCCCAUAACAUCCGGUAGUGGGGAUGCCGAGGAGGGGGCAGAGGCAGCACAGUCCCCCCCACUGCAGAACUACUCAGUGCUGCAAGGGCUGGUGGGGCCAGCCUGCAUCUUCCUGCGGCAGAGCAUUGCCAUCACCCAGCUGGACCGGGAGCUGAGGCCUGAGGAGAUUGAAGAGCUGAAGCAGGCAUUCCGGGAGUUCGACAAGGACCGGGAUGGAUACAUCAGCUACAAGGACCUGGGCGAGUGCAUGAGGACCAUGGGCUACAUGCCCACCGAGAUGGAGCUCAUUGAGCUGUCCCAGCAGAUCACUGGUGGGAAAGUGGAUUUUGACGAUUUCGUGGAGCUGAUGGGCCCCAAGAUGCUGGCGGAGACGGCGGACAUGAUCGGCAUCAAGGAGCUGCGCGACGCCUUCCGUGAGUUUGACACCAACGGGGACGGGCAGAUCAGCAUGGCAGAGCUGCGGGAGGCCAUGCGCAAGCUGCUGGGGCAGCAGCUCAAUUACCGGGAGGUGGACGAGAUCCUCAAGGACGUGGAUCUCAACGGUGAUGGCCUGGUGGACUUUGAAGAGUUUGUGAGGAUGAUGUCACGCUGAGGGUGGCCAAGCCAAGCUGGGACCUGAGCCCCCGCCGUGCCUUACGAAGAGGAGGGGGACACGGAGGAGAUGCCCAGCUCUAGCUGAGACCAUGCCAGUGCAGCACGGUGCCCAAGCCCCGGGGUCAAGGUCCUCACUUGGUCAGUGCCAGGGAUGCUCACACUCACCCUUGGCCAUGCACCAACAUCCAACAGCAGCAUGG
Messenger RNA from Dryobates pubescens (Downy woodpecker), 1428 nucleotides. RefSeq names its product calcium binding protein 2 (gene CABP2). Bases 348 to 1226 code for a protein of 292 amino acids. NCBI's taxonomy places the organism in Eukaryota, Metazoa, Chordata, Aves, Piciformes, Picidae. The record is from RefSeq and is a predicted model, not a curated record. The transcript has 7 exons. Gene Ontology annotation, molecular function: calcium ion binding.